UGAGGUUCCUGAGCCUAAUACUUUUUGGGAAGAGACAGUAUAUGUAUUUAUGUACAUCAAUCUUUCACCUAAAAAGAAGGACCCAUGUGUUGGUUGCAGGCCAUCUUUAAGAGCUCAGUCAACGACAAUCUGAUUAUUAUCCUCCCCACACUUUCCCGUUCCGUUUGGGGUCCGAUUUUUUUUUUUUUUAAUCUAUGAAGGAAGAUCAAUACGGAUCCAGUAGACCGGGGUUGCUAACUGUUCAACACCAUACGCCGUGAUAAAACACGUCUAAAAUGAAAGACAGAACGUUCUGCCUCGUGGUGGGCAUCUUCUCUGCCCUGAACACCAUCCAGUUCCUCAUCUUUGACCUGAACCACAUUACCACCAUCGGCUUCGAGGACAAAGUCAGCAUCUACAAGGAAACAAAAUCUGAGGUCGUGUCUUGGAUGCUGACCCACAAGAAAAGCAUCAGCUUUGUCUUAGGCACCCUCACCAUCACCUUCAGCCUGCUGCUCAUCUACUGUACCCACUGGAACAAGUACUUGGGGCUGCUGUGCUACACCACGUGGAUCAUUGCCUAUGAGCUCAUCAGCUUCUCCAUGGUCAUACUAAUCCAUGGCGUCAUCGAAGAGCAGUUCAAGGAGCUGAGUUACCUGUACUGGAUCUUCCAAAUCUCCCGUAUGCUCCUGCACUUCUUCUGUCUGCCUUUCCUCAUUAGGCAUGCCUACGUCCUUUACAAGGACCCCAAGAUUUUAAGCAAAAUAGCUCGCCGCAGGCAUUCCUCCGUCAGUACGAUGGAUUCGUGGUCCCCUGUUGGGAUGGGAACGCUGUACCGAAAGCUGAACUGAACCCUGCCAAGAAGAAGAGGAAGAAAGGGAUGGCGCUCUUCAGCCAUAGCUCCCUUCUCCCUAACCUGCCUUCUGUUGAUUCCGCUCAACUUCUCAGCGUUCCUGAGUUCUAGGCGCUGAAGAGUAUUCUUGGGGGAGGGUAGGUUGCAUAGACCAAUUACUGUGCACGUGUGUGUGACCUGUUUUAAACCUGUGUGUGACCUGUUUUCGCCUUUUACUAAACACCACCUCUGUUCUUGCUUAACCAUCUCAUGGGCAUAUGCUGU
Molecule: messenger RNA, 1096 nt
Organism: Mustela lutreola (European mink)
Lineage: Eukaryota; Metazoa; Chordata; Mammalia; Carnivora; Mustelidae
Gene: TMEM217B
Product: transmembrane protein 217B
Exons: 2
Coding region: 276-830 (184 amino acids)
Source: RefSeq, a predicted model, not a curated record